AUGAACGCUGAUGUUGUGUAUUCCUCAGUGAACUUUUCUAAGAAGAAACAGCAACAGAGUGAAUCGGAGAGCCAAAAAACAACAGACCCUUUGGAGGAUGUCAUAAAUACAGAUAUUCAAACAGCAAAAGCUUUGACUCUUCAGCAGGCAGAUGGCUCCAAUGAAGGUUUGACAACACUGUCUUUAGAUGAGAGGAGGUCACAAGAACACAAUGAAGAGUGCAAUCCUUGCAGCUCCGAAAGUGACUUUGAAAUUGAACUCACCAUGAAGACAUUAGCAGGUCUUCAAAAAAAAGGGAAUGUGACCAAAGCAAAGGAAAAUCGAUUGUUCUUUAAAACUGACACGGAGCUGAAGCAGGAGUCGAUCAAUGGAAACAACACUGUCCUGGCGGAAGAAUAUGAACGUGUAAAGAAAAUGCUGACAGCCUUAGAGACCCGAUAUGGAGAGCUACAUAAAAAUCAUGUCAGCCUCCAGUCCCAGUAUGGAGCACUGAAUAAGAACCAUACCAAUCUGACGGCCCAGUAUGAAGUGCUGAACAAGUCUCAUGAUAGUCUCGAGUCCCAGUAUGGAGAGCUAAAUAAAAACCAUGGCAAGCUUAAGUUCCACUAUGGACAGCUGAAUAAAAACCAUGACUAUCUUCAGUUUCAGUAUGAAGAGCUGACUAAGGACCAUGCCAGCCUCCAGAUGAAGUAUGGGGAGCUCAGUAAGAACCAUGCCAGGCUCCAGUACGAGUAUGCAGUGCUCAGUAAGAGAGCAACAGCACUGGAGAAGUACCAUCCUCCAAAAGGCACAUCUUGGAGUCAGACUUGCUCUGUGUGUCCACAAAACUGGCUGCUGUUUAUCUCCAAGUGUUACUUCCUUUCCACUGAUAAGCUGGGCUGGUCCGACAGUCAAGAUCACUGCUUUUCAGAGAGAGGACACUUGGUGAUUAUAGAGAACAAGGAGGAGCAGGAUUUUUUAACAGUAAUGGUGGAAAUCAAAGGAGGCAAGGAAAAAUCCUACUGGAUUGGACUGUCAGAUCGGGUGACAGAAGGUGACUUUGUAUGGGUGAAUGACAGGCCCCUGGAUCCAAGAAAAAGGUUUUGGGGUAAAAGGGAGAGUGACAAUGGGCAAGAGCCGGACAACUGGACUGAUAAAGUGCAGAGUCCAACAGGAGAGGACUGCGUGGAGCUCAAAAAAUCAAAAAGCUACAAUGGCUGGUAUGAUGCAAACUGUAGAAUACAAAAGAAAAGGAUCUGUGAAACAGCUGCGUUAACUUAUCCAGUCAGGUUUAAAUCGUAA
Polypterus senegalus (gray bichir) is the source of this 1281-nucleotide messenger RNA. Its product is annotated as low affinity immunoglobulin epsilon Fc receptor-like. The record is from RefSeq and is a predicted model, not a curated record. The coding region runs from base 1 to 1281 and encodes 426 amino acids. Lineage: Eukaryota; Metazoa; Chordata; Cladistia; Polypteriformes; Polypteridae. The transcript has 7 exons.